Molecule: messenger RNA, 358 nt
Organism: Corapipo altera (White-ruffed manakin)
Lineage: Eukaryota; Metazoa; Chordata; Aves; Passeriformes; Pipridae
Product: vacuolar protein sorting-associated protein 52 homolog
Exons: 2
Source: RefSeq, a predicted model, not a curated record
UUCCCCUGGGGCGGCUCCUGGACGAGCUCGUGGUGCCCCCAAACAUGAUCGGCGUGAUCCUGGAGGUGCCGGUGACGGAGCCGGAAUUCCUGGAGCAGCUGCGGGAGCUGAACGGGAAGAUCGAGGCGGUGAAGGAACAGGCCUUCCGAGACACCCUCGCCUGUGCCGACGUCCAGCACGUCCUGGAGAAGCUCAAGGUCAAGGUGGGAACCCCCCCGGGAUUCCUGGGAAUGCUCGGGAUUCCUGGGAAUGGCUGGAAUUCCAAGGAAUGGCUGGAAUUCCAAGGAAUGGCUGGAAUUCCAAGGAAUGGCCAGGAUUCCAAGGAGAACCCAAAAAACCAGUGGGAGGGGACUGGGAG